AGCGCUUAAAAAGCGAGAGAUCUUUGCAUGUCGAGCGUUGGAUUGGCUGCUCCCUUUGAUCCAUUCGCGGACGCCGCCACUGCUGAUACUGGUGAAAAGCUUGAACAAGGCUACGUGCACAUUCGCAUCCAGCAGAGAAACGGUCGCAAGUCUAUCACGACUGUCACUGGUCUCUCUCAGAAGCUCGAUUUGAAGAAGAUUCAGAAGGCCAUCAAGAAGGAGCAUUGCUGCAACGGCACUGUUCUUAAGGACGAAGAAUCUGGCAAGGAAGUUCUGCAGUUCCAGGGUGACCAGCGCGAAGCUGUCAAGACCUUCCUGAUCAAGGAAGAGAUCUGCGACAAGGACAGCGUGAAGGUUCACGGUUUCUAAGGGUCCGUGACCCUGCAAGGGCGAUUGUUGAAUGCCCUGAUCACAAGCAAGCGUGCGAGUGGUCAUUCCUUGUUAAGGAGACUCGAGAUUUUAAUCUGCAAGGUUGUUGCCCUGGGUUACGUCAGCAGCGUAUGAUCGUGCCUGGAACCUCAAGGCUGCAGCGAUAACGGGCGGUGAAGAUGGUUUCUCAUAGUGAUUGUGAAGAGUGUUGCAACUACAUACACAAGAGAACUCGUGCAUGCCGGGAGGAAGGGAGGGUGGCUGGUUGGCACGACGACGUUGAUGUUUCCAGCGGUAGGUGUUGGGUUCCUCAUCCUGUGCUUGUAGCGUCUGCCCCUAAGUUAGCUAGCACAUGUCUUUCAUCCUCAGAACAAUCAGCGUGGGAAGGGAAGACAGGAAUUUUAAGUCUUUCCUGCUUUGUCGUAGAUCCAGGUUAACUCUCUUGCAAUUAAAUCUCGUGUGAUAA
Molecule: messenger RNA, 835 nt
Organism: Guillardia theta CCMP2712
Lineage: Eukaryota; Cryptophyceae; Pyrenomonadales; Geminigeraceae
Product: translation initiation factor 1
Exons: 2
Coding region: 28-369 (113 amino acids)
Biological process (GO): translational initiation
Molecular function (GO): RNA binding; translation initiation factor activity
Source: RefSeq, a predicted model, not a curated record